CAUUGAACUUGAAGUGGUAGCUGGUCGGUGGCGAAUGGAGGAAGCUGUGAGCACAUGCAGAGUGUUGCGGGGCGCCGUCUCGUUUUGAGUGAAGCUGUGCGGCUUUUGCGGAACGCCUGAAAGGUUGAUACUUUCAUGGCCGCAACGCUGUCAGUGUCCGUAAUGAAAGUAUGUAGGAGGUGCGGUAAAGGCAGCCAGUGUGUUGAUGGGGCGGCAGCUUGCAUAACGACAGGCAGAGGAUUGUAUAGUGUGUCCUGACAUUGUGAUUCCGAACCCUUGUGGUUGUCGUGCCAUACUUACUGAAAUGCAGACGAGAACUUAGUAAAGACAUUGAGUCAUUUGCAGUGAAAGUUGCCGGUAGGUUUGUGCUGGUUGCACUAAGGGUGCAUUAGCAAAGAAAGUUGUGAAAUGGUGGAAAGUCCUUGAGACGCCCUUUCCUGCUUAGAUGCAGUUGACGCCCUGAACGCUUCAACGGUAGCUGCUUGGGGGCCCCGGGCCGCUGGCAGCCCUGCUGUCGGCCAUGGCUGCAAGUCAGAUGCUCAGUGGCCAUGCGUAUGCAAGUCGAGGGGGAUCUAAGUUUACCUUUGAGGCUGGGUUUCAGAGAGAAGGACCUACUUAUUCUGGCAAAUCCAGUAUUCAUUUUCCGGCAGCCCGAUGUCAGUUGCUUUCGGCUCAGAGAGCCGCCCGCUGCGGCCAAGGAUUGAAGGCAGGCUUGAUCUUCCAACAAGCGGGUGCCGGUGUUGUUGACAGAGCAAGCAAAAGGGGGCCUGUGAGGAUGGUCUUGGGAUCAGGAGGCCGGCAGCAAAAGCGCUCCCAGCAGAGCCCAGCGAAGGCGCCUUCUUGGCACCCCCUUGAGGACCUUCCUCUUGCAAGCCAAGAUGAGCCCGCUGCACAGAAGGGCAAGCCAACGCCUGCGGAAGGGGCGCGCACGUUUGUGGCAGAUAACAAAGAGGGACUGCUCUUCACCAGGAUGUUUCCAGAGGGCCACUCGGAGGGGCUCGAUCUCUCUUAUCUCACCGACGACCAGGGAGACCUUUACUUCACCGUUGAUGGAAUUGACUGGGACGAAGGCGAUCCAGAGUACCUGCAACAGGAGGACAUCACUGUGGUUGUUGGGUGCAGUGACUAUGACGAGGGCGGCAUGCUGGAUGAGGUGGACGAAGAGAUGGGCGACUACCCAUUCUCUGACUCUGACUACGACGACGAUGACGAUGACGAGGAUAGCGACAGCGACGACGAGGACUGGGAGAUGGUGGACGAGUACCUAAGCAUGCUGAGGAGCCGGGGCGUGCCUGUGGAGGACAUGUCAGCGGAGAGCUUUGGCACCCUUGGCGCGUACGGGGGCCUGGACACGCUGGAGACUGUUCAUCCCCUAGACUUCGCCAUCCGCUUGUCAGACACGGUGGAGGCCCAGGGCCAGCUGGAGGUGGCGGUGCCACAGGCGCAGGUGACGCUGCGGGGCGUUGUGGAGCUGGUGUCCCCGGACGAGCUGGACCCUCACUUGCUCGAGCGAGUCAAGCGCGGCUUGCUGGCGCGCACCGAGGAGGCCCACCCGGAGGACGCCGCCAUGUUGCAGGAGGAGGGGGAAGAGCAGGAGAGUGCGCUGGGAGAGGCUGCGGCGUCCGACGAGGCGGCGCAGGAGCGGGCGGACGCGGCGCUAGAGCAGCUGAGGCAGGACCUGCAGAACCCAGAAACACGGGCAGGGGGCUCUGCCCGAGCGGCCGCUCUCUUUGAGACUUCAUCUUUAGAAGCGGAGGAUCUUGACCUAGUUGAGAGCCACGCUCAACCUCCUGAUGUUGAGCCAGUCUCGAAGCCUAGUACCUCCACCAGGGGGGCCGAUGACGGUGUAGAGAGCGGCAGCAGUAGUACCGUGGAUCGUGAGGAACCCGCGGGGAGGCCCAACUCCCAUGUCAAGGCCCUGCUGCGAGGGCGGCUGAAGGCUUUGAAUGGCUUCCCCAAGCCAAAAAGUAGCCGGGGGGAGGAGCAGGCCCCAGAGGUUGCAGAGAGCCGGGGGGAUGCAGGGGGGGCGUCAAGGAGGGAAGAUGGCAUUGGGGACGAGACUGCUCUAAAUGGUGGAGACGAGUGCAUCCAAGCUGAGGGCGGGUCAGUUCCCAAGGACGGGGCCCGGGAAGCGAGUUGCACAAGCGUAGGUGCGAGCGAGCCACAUGCGCAGGCGGAGUUGAGAGGGCACGAGUCAACUGAAGACCGAGGGCCGGGGAACGGGGCCGACACUUUCGCAGUUGAGGAAUCGGGGCAUGCGGCUGAGCCGGAGACGUCUGCAGCGGCAGCCAUACAAUUGUCCGAGGAAGCCGACGAGCAGAGCCGAGCCGGUCGUGCGCCAGAAGCUCUGCCUUGCUCGACGUCGGAUGUUGCUGUGGAAGACCUGCGGCAAGACCGGGGAGCCGAAGCUUCGACCAGCGGGUCGGAGCCGCACGCGUCUCAGGUCCCCAAGCCGGCUGAUCUCGGCGGCAUCGGCCGGUGGCUGACGUCCCUUACCUCCAAGUCGCCGAUAAUCUGGGACCAGAAUACGGGCCGGCUCUGGCUGGGCGGCGGGGGCCAGCUGGGCCCGGGAGAUGGGUUGGGGAAUGGCACGCACAGUUUGGGAUCGGUCCUGUGGGGCAACGACGAGGACGCUGACGUGGACAGCCUAUGGCGAGAUAGUGAUGACGUAGAGGACAACAGCGUCGUCGAUGACAGCUGGCCGGAGGGGCCCCCCCUGUACCGCCUGAGGGUGACCAGCGUCGCCUUCAAGUCGCCUGCGGGCGUAGAGUGGCAGGUGGACGCGUCUGAGUACGCUGCGGCGCAGCCGGACGUCCUGCGCGGCGCGUCCGCAAACAUGAUGGAGCAGGUGAACCAUGCGGGACACAAGGUGGCGCGCGCGCUUGUGCGCCUCUGCAAGAGGACACUCGGCGUGGACGUCGACGAUGCGGAGAUGGUGGCCGUUGACCGCUACGGCUUUGACCUCCGAGUGAGCCAGGGCAUCGAAAUGAAGACGCUGCGGGUGUCCUUCCCUGAGAUCGCCCUGGAUGAGGACCACGCCAUGUUGCUGUUGGAGGACAUGAUGUGGCUUAAUAGGAAGCCAGGCAAGAAAAUUUUCCACUUUCGGCGAUCAGGACGCAACGAGUCAGGUGGUGCCAGGGGAUCGUAGGUCGCUAAGGCGCGCUCUUGAUUAGGAUGCAACUUCUCAGAUUGAGACAACAAGCAAAGGGGUUUUGGUUCACUUGAGGGUUUCACGAAAAGGCAUGGGAAGUCAGAAAGCCUGAAACGCCUGAAACACCAGACCUUGAGCUGUUCGUGUUGAUUUGCUCCGUUUGUCAGGGAUUCAAGGUACAUAUAUCAGUCUUCCUUCUUGAGAUUACGCACGCGGCCUGCACAUACGUUCCAACCUCAGACUUCAAUGCAAG
Molecule: messenger RNA, 3404 nt
Organism: Klebsormidium nitens
Lineage: Eukaryota; Viridiplantae; Streptophyta; Klebsormidiophyceae; Klebsormidiales; Klebsormidiaceae
Source: the annotation of a GenBank genome assembly